Messenger RNA from Sphaerulina musiva SO2202, 672 nucleotides. RefSeq lists its product as uncharacterized. The record is from RefSeq and is a predicted model, not a curated record. Lineage: Eukaryota; Fungi; Ascomycota; Dothideomycetes; Mycosphaerellales; Mycosphaerellaceae. Bases 1 to 672 code for a protein of 223 amino acids. The transcript has 3 exons.
AUGGCUGUUCUCGAAACAGUCCCCGGCUUCUCGGUCACUGUGCAUGUUGACGGGAAGCCACUCCAGGAAUAUCGGGACUCCGACGAUGACGGCGAGCCCGAAGUGACCACAUGCUUCGUGGAAGCCACAACCGGCAAAGAAUUCGAGGUCUUCUUCCGGCUCGAGAAGGGCAUCGAAGCUGAGUCGAGUGCAUUUGAAGUCAGGAUCAUGGUUGACGGUACAGAGACCGACAGCGCCCUUAUGGACGCGAAGAGAGCUAGAGUUCACGGUGAACAGUUCCAGAGCACAGGCAUGCAGAUUAGUCGCACAGAGCUUGCCAAGUACAGAUUUGCUCCUCUUGAAACUAGCCAUGAUGGAUGUCAAAUGACGGACGACGCGAAUGAGAAGCUCAACAAGGAUUUGGGCACUAUCAUGGUCAAGGUGUGGCACGCGAAGAACUUGAGGCAGAGCUCUGAGAUAAAAGACUAUUCCCGUGAUUCCGUGGAACAAACGGUGAACCGCUUCUCGGAAACAAUAAUCAAGGGCCAGGCUCUCUCACAUAGAAUGGCGUACAGUAAGCCUGUCAAGAGCGUCGAUGAAUCAGAUGUGUACAAGUUCGAUGUUAUUGGCGGUAUACACGCGGAACCGGCCGUUACCCGGAAGUUGGAAGCGCUCAGUGGUAGCAGGCUUUGA